CUGAAAACAAGAGAAGGCAGCCAUCGUCUUCAAUGCCUCUCUCUUAUCUCUUCUGCCCAAGGGUAUCUAUCAUGAGAUCAACGUCGUGACUUGUAAUGAAUUAGUGGCUAAUGGCUACAGCUAAGGUCGAAGGAGUGCAACAGAAGAAGAGAAUUUUGAGUGCCCAACCUAAGAACAACAAUGCCAACGGGAGAGACACCACCAAAGUUUACUACCAAAGGUUUUUGCUUCCUACGAUCCCUGAGAAACCCACACCGAACUAUCUUAAGCCAACCAUUAGCUCGUGCCAUGGCACCAGCUCCCAACAGCCCAAGAUAUCUUCAUCAGCAGGUGGUGCUGCUGCAAAACGUGGAAGCCAAAUGAACGUGUCUCACUCACCGUCUUCCCUACCUCAACGACCUCCCACAGCAAUCCGCCCAAAGGAGAGAGCAGCGAGAAGUGGGCCGUCAACGAUGGCAAACAUGGCUCGAAAACGAAGCUUGGCGAAAGCUUCGAAAACUCCGGCAGGCGGGAAGGCUGUUCCGCUCGUGAAGACCGCCAGAAUCCUUCCAAAAGUCAUGUCUUCCACCGCCGCUGCAGUCAAACCCGAAGAAGAGAAGUUGAUGGACGUCGUCAGAGGCAAUGAGGCACGAAACCUGGCAAAGAACGUCGAAUGUGAGCAGUAUUCGAGGAGAUCAGAGUCCAAAGCCAAGAAUGUAGAUGAGCAGAUGCCGGGAAGCCAAAGGGAUGAGGCGGAAGGAAGAGGAAGCAAGAGAGAAGGCGAUGGAGUAGACAAGGCAGCGCAAGAGACCAUGGAGUCGAAGAGGCAGGCGGCGGUGAGCUGGAGGAAGGAGACGGCACCGGCUCACAACGCUGUCAUAGAGGAGGAGACAGCCGACAAGCUGGCGGCGAGGGGGAGCAAAGUGAAAGCGCUUGCCGGGGCGUUCGACACCGUCGUCUCGUUACAGAAGCCGGAGGGCAGAUGGGGUCAGCAAGAGUCGGUGACGGCGGCGGAUAGUAGCAGCAGCGGCAGCGGUAGCGGAGCUGCUCGACCCGGCGGGGAUCAGAUAGAGGAGGCAGCACGCAACGAAGAUGUGCCGGAGGAGGUGAAGAAGAAAGGUGAACGGGCUACAGCGUGACAAAAGCGUCGACAAGG
Musa acuminata subsp. malaccensis (wild Malaysian banana) is the source of this 1135-nucleotide messenger RNA. RefSeq lists its product as uncharacterized. Lineage: Eukaryota; Viridiplantae; Streptophyta; Magnoliopsida; Zingiberales; Musaceae. Gene Ontology annotation, molecular function: calmodulin binding. The record is from RefSeq and is a predicted model, not a curated record.